AUGCAGUUCCCCCUACUUUUCCUUGCGGCGUUGGCCCCCUUGGCUAGCGCUCAGGCUUCCGGCUCAGGUCGGACAACACGGUACUGGGACUGCUGCAAGCCAUCCUGCGGUUGGGGCUUGAAGACCAACAGCGGAAAGUACAUUGGAACAUGCGACAAGUCGGACAAUCCAAUAUCCUCGUCUGAUACCAAGAGCGGCUGCGACAAUGGAGGCGGCGCCUACAUGUGCUCCAAUCAAAGCCCCUGGGCCGUCAAUGAGACCGUUGCAUACGGUUGGGCUGCUGUCAAACUUGCUGGCAGCAACGAACAGACUUGGUGCUGUGCGUGUUACGAGCUGACGUUCACGAGCGGAGAGGUUCAGGGGAAGAAGAUGAUCGUCCAGGCCAGCAACACGGGUGGUGACCUGGGUCAGAACCACUUUGAUCUUGCCAUGCCCGGCGGGGGCGUGGGUCUCUUUAACGCCUGCACAAACCAGUAUGGCGCUCCUCCCCAGGGCUGGGGCAAGCAGUACGGCGGUAUCUCGUCUCGAUCCGAAUGCGAUUCGUUCCCGGCCAAGCUCAAGGAAGGCUGCUACUGGCGCUUUGACUGGUUCAAGGGCGCGGACAACCCCGACGUCACCUUCAAGCAGGUCGCCUGCCCGGCAGCCCUCACGGCCAAGAGCGGGUGCGUCAGGAACAAGGAUUCGAUCGAUGAGACACCCACGGGUCCCAGUAGUGUCAGCACCUGGACACCAUCAGCGACAGCUGCGUAG
Neoarthrinium moseri is the source of this 750-nucleotide messenger RNA. RefSeq lists its product as uncharacterized. Gene Ontology annotation, molecular function: cellulase activity. Lineage: Eukaryota; Fungi; Ascomycota; Sordariomycetes; Amphisphaeriales; Apiosporaceae. The record is from RefSeq and is a predicted model, not a curated record. The transcript has 3 exons. Gene Ontology annotation, biological process: carbohydrate metabolic process. Bases 1 to 750 code for a protein of 249 amino acids.